This is a messenger RNA of Fundulus heteroclitus (mummichog), 1042 nucleotides long. RefSeq lists its product as uncharacterized. Lineage: Eukaryota; Metazoa; Chordata; Actinopteri; Cyprinodontiformes; Fundulidae. The transcript is spliced from 2 exons. The coding region runs from base 173 to 868 and encodes 231 amino acids. The record is from RefSeq and is a predicted model, not a curated record.
GAAGACACACCCCUCCGGGCCCCCCCACUGCGCCCACAGACGGGAACAUGGUCGAAGGGCCCCCCGGCGCUCCUCUGGUCCCCUCCUUUAGCCCAGCUGAGCCUCUCCGGGCCUCAUUAUGUGACUCUGCGCUCAGCUGAAGACCUCCAGGACAAACAGAGACCCCCUCGCCAUGGCCUCCACCCCCUCCGCCUCCGCCCUGUCCGCCGUGCUCCGCUGCAGGGGCAAUAUCUGGAGCAGGAACCCUCCGACCAAGCGGCCUGCCUCGGCGGCGUACAGCCUCGGACUGGCGGGCGGGACGCGCGGCGACUCCCCGGCGGAGCGCAGCGGGUCGUCCCGGGCGUCAGAGUGGAGGAUUCUCCCCCGCGGGGAGCGCCUGGUGUCGGCAGGAGGGCUGUCCGUCUCCUGCAGGUGGGACGGUGGAGAGAAUGACGCUUCGGUGGGGGAAGUUUUCAGGGAAAAUCAGAAGUUAUGCAUUGUUUCCAAACUUUCCCGAUCCUCGCAGCCUGCCGCCCCCGGUGGCCGGGACGCGCUACUGCACCAGCUGCUGCUCAGCCUGUCUUCCAGCCUGCAGGGAGGAGACAAGCUCUCCAAGAUAAUCCAGGUUAUUAUACCUGAAGCAUCAGCUGCACGUAGAGUGUCUGUGCAGCUGCCAGCCGGAGUCCUGAAGCUCUCCAUCACCUCUCAGUUGAAGGUGCAAAACCCCGGCUCACCCCUCACCUCUUUGGUGUCCUGGCUCAUCUUUUCCAAACGACUGACGAAGCUGAUCAGCGCUGACCUACGACAGGAAAACACACAAGUCCACGAGUCCUCAGAAAAAGGCUGCUGCUGCUGCUCUGAAGAGAUGACCCAUGACCGACCUGACUGAGCUCCAAAAACAGACUCCACAUGAUCAUUGAUCUGCUUACAUUCACCGCCUCUGGGGACUGAGAGUUUGGACUUCACCCUGCUGAUGCAGUCAAGCAAUCUGCCCUAAAGAGUCAGGAAACGUCCAACAAAGCUUUGAAAAGCAGAAAUCUAGUAAAACGGAUGAAAUUACAAA